Homarus americanus (American lobster) is the source of this 557-nucleotide messenger RNA. RefSeq names its product neural-cadherin-like. Gene Ontology annotation, molecular function: calcium ion binding. NCBI's taxonomy places the organism in Eukaryota, Metazoa, Arthropoda, Malacostraca, Decapoda, Nephropidae. Gene Ontology annotation, cellular component: cell-cell junction; membrane. The record is from RefSeq and is a predicted model, not a curated record. Gene Ontology annotation, biological process: homophilic cell-cell adhesion.
ACAGUGGGCGUGGGGGCGCGGAGCUAUGGACGUCGCGGGCGGUGGACAGAGAGGAACACCCACAGUUACUGGUACAGGUGGUGGUGGCUGACGCAGGUAAGGUCGCCGCCACAAACACCGUCACCGUGAUCAUCGAUGACGUCAACGACAACCCCAUGAAACCAGCCUCUAAGACCGUCUACCUGUGGAAGACUCAGGGCGGGGGGUCGGACGCGCCCUUGGGGAGAGUGUACGUGAAGGACCCUGACGACUGGGACCUCGGGGAUAAGACCUUCAGGUGGGUGGGGUCCCCUCACCCCCUAUUCUCCCUCAACACCCAAGACGGGACCAUCUUCGCCUCCAGCCAAGUCAGGGAAGGAAGGUAUGAGUUACACUUCAGCGUAAGUGACCGAGUGUGGCGUCAGCGAGGAGUGUCAGCCAACGUGACGGUAGCGGAGAUGCUGACACAAGACGCCCUCUCCCACGCCGCCCCCAUCACCCUCACGCCCACCACGCCCACAGACCUAACCAGAGGCUGGACACCCAUGAUCAAUUAUAAAAACUAUGUGUUAGUAUAA